Messenger RNA from Helianthus annuus (common sunflower), 4327 nucleotides. RefSeq lists its product as uncharacterized. Gene Ontology annotation, biological process: protein autophosphorylation. Lineage: Eukaryota; Viridiplantae; Streptophyta; Magnoliopsida; Asterales; Asteraceae. Gene Ontology annotation, cellular component: plasma membrane; plasmodesma. Bases 313 to 3828 code for a protein of 1171 amino acids. The record is from RefSeq and is a predicted model, not a curated record. Gene Ontology annotation, molecular function: transmembrane receptor protein tyrosine kinase activity; protein binding; ATP binding. The transcript has 13 exons.
ACAAAAAAACAAACAGUAUCUUAGAAUGGAUAAACUCCCUGAAGUGCCGAUCAUAGGAGGAGAGUGGCCGCUGUUUAGGCGAGACUUAUUAAGGUCCUAAUUGUAUUGUUGUAGUCGCUAUAUGUGCUGUGAAUAAAAUGGUUAGCCUUAUCGGUGUGCACAGGACAAUCAGCAGUUGCCUCCAACUUGCCGAUUCUUGAACUCAAAACUUCCAGCAACUUACCCUUGGUCCCAGACUUAAUCGCUGGAUGAAGAAAAGGUUGUGUAUCUCUUAAUGCCAAUGGUGUUGUUUUAUCAUCUCCAUUAGCAAAUAUGAAUGACCUAGAUGAUAACAUCGAAUCCAUAAUGUCCGAAUCAUUGCCAGAACCUAAAAUAAAGAGGGUUGGAUCUCUAGUGUCUGAGUCGAACGCACAAGGAUCCAUAAUGUCCAAAUUAUUGUCCAAAUCAUUGUCCAAAUCAGCUAAGCCGCUCAUGAACCGUGAUCUGGCUGCGGUCAAGAUGCAGAAAAUAUAUAGAAGUUUUAGAACCAGAAGAAACCUAGCUGACAGUGCAGUUAUGGUUGAGCAAGGGGAGAAGCUGAUGGAUUUUGAGCAGCUGAAAUCCAGCUCAGUAUCAUCAUCCUUUGAAGUUGGGAAACCAGAAACUGCUGUUUCACGUUGGUCAAGAGCAAGAACCCAAGCUGCAAAGGUGGGAAAAGGUUUGUCAAAAAAUGAAAAGGCUAGUAAACUUGCCUUACAACAUUGGCUUGAGGCAAUUGAUCCUAGACAUCGCUAUGGUCAUAAUCUUCACUAUUAUUAUACCAAAUGGCUUCUUUCUGAGAGUACACAACCCUUCUUCUAUUGGCUCGAUGUAGGGGAAGGGAAAGAGGUGAAUCUUGAUAUAUGCCCAAGAACAAAGCUUCUUCAGCAAUGCAUCAUAUAUCUUGGCCCUAAAGAAAGGGAGGCAUAUGAAGUUAUAGUGGAAGACGGGAAGUUCAUGUACAAACUGAGUAAGACUGUGAUUGAUACAACAGGUGGACCAGAACACACCAAGUGGAUAUUUGUGCUUAGCCCAUCAAUGGUUUUAUAUAUCGGGCAGAAACAAAAAGGUAGAUUUGUACAUUCAAGCUUUCUAGCCGGUGGAGCUACAAUAUCUGCCGGUCGAUUGGUGAUUAGAGACGGUAUUUUAGAGGCUGUUUGGCCUUUUAGCGGACAUUACCUCCCGACGGAAGAAAACUUUGAUGCUUUCAUGUCGUUCCUUGAGCAACACCAUAUCGAUCUCCAUGCCGUCAAGAGAUACACUCUUGAAGAUAUAUUAUCCGCCACCAACAACUUCUCUCAUGAAAAUCUGAUAAUGGAAGGCCCAUUAGGAAAGGUGUACCUCUCACAUGUUAAGAAUUUGAUCAUACAAAGGUUAGAUUUUAAGCAUGGGCAAGGAGACGAGCUACAAACAGAAAUUUCAACAAUUAAGAGUCUCAAUCAUAAAAAUAUCGCCUCUAUUUCCGGGUAUUGUGAUGAGAAUAAUGAAAAGAUCAUCAUUCACAAAGCAUUUCACGGAACUCUUUGUCAACGUCUAAGUGAUCCAACUCUCACAUGGUCCCGAAGACUUCAAAUAUGUUUAGGUGUUGCUCGUGGGUUGAAUUACAUCCAUUAUGAUGUCAUACAUUGUGACGUCAAUAGCUCUAAAAUUAUUUUAGAUCAUGAUUGGGAACCCAAGAUAUUUGGUUUCGAACUUUCCACAACAUAUCCUCGAAGUUUGAGGCAUCGUCUUCUCUUCUCUCGCUACUUUGGCACCAACAAUUUGACGCCCAAAUAUGAUGUCUACUCUUUUGGUGUGUUAUUGCUUGAAGUUCUUUGUGGGAGGAAACGCGUGUUCACAAACGACGGUGUUGAGGAAGAACUAGAAGAGAUCAUUGACCCUAAUUUAAGGAAACAAAUGGACACACAAACGAUGGCACUUUUCACAAACAUAGCUUAUAAAUGCUUGAAGCGAGAGUAUGUGCAACGCCCUACUAUGGAUCAAAUUGUCAAAGAACUUGAGGAGGUGUUGCAACUUCAAUGGGAACUUCAAUGGGAAUAUGCUGAUCUUAAAGAACAUUUAGUAACUGAUGCUGCAGAUGAAGGUAUAUUAUCCGACAUCUUGAAGAUCCCACUAAGAGACAUAAGGCAGGCCACAAAUGGUUUCAAUAAAGCAUGUUUUGUUGGGUCUGGAGGAUAUGCUGAUGUGUACAGAGCAAAACUUGACUUUUUAAAUAUCGAAGCUUUGUCAUCAAUGGAUGAGAAGAGUAAAGAUGAACUGCCCAAGAUAAGCAAAACUGUAGCUAUAAAACGCAUUUCUAGUAGAGUAGAUGAGCAAGGUAAACAAACCUUUUUAACGGAACUUAAACUGCUUUCUCGUUGUAAGCAUCCAAAUAUAGUCUCUCUUCUCGGCUUUUCUCGCGAGUCUGGUGAAAUGAUUCUUGUUUACGAGUACGCUUUUAAAGGCAGUCUAGGUGAUUAUCUAGUAAGCAGUGAUAAAACCAGUGUUGUUCUUCCUUGGGCGCAAAGAAUACAAAUUUGCCUUGAUAUUGCGCAUGGAAUUAGUUACCUUCACACUGACAUGGAGGGAAAACCAAGGAUAAUACACCGAGAUAUAAAGAGUGAUAACAUUUUAUUAGAUGAAAAUAUGAACGCGAAGCUUGCUGACUUUGGGCUCUCCAAAUCCCAUCCUACGAAUCAACAACCUAGCACUAUCUAUUCAAAGAAUAUUGCAGGGACAACAUUAUACAUGGACCCAGAAUAUACAACUACCGGUAAGUACAAAAGAGAAUCGGAUAUUUAUUCCUUUGGAGUAGUUUUAUUUGAGGUCCUAUCUGGGAAAGUGGCGUAUGAUUCAACUUACACCGAUGAAGAUGACUUGGGACUUGCACCCAUUGCAAGGAGACGAUUCAACGAGGGGACAAUAAAGGAAUUUAUUGAUCCUAAAUUAAUUGAAGAUGACGAUGAUCACAUUUUUACUUUAAAUAAAGGACCCAAUCAAGAUUCUUUCCAUGCAUUUUCGAAAAUCGCAUAUCAGUGUUUAGCAGAAACUCAAGCCAAACGUCCAACAAUCAACGUCGUCAUUAAAGAACUUCAGCUUGCAUUAAAACUUCAAGGGACAACCGUGGUACUCUCAAGGUCUCGACUCAGUGAUAUAGUGUUGGCUACCGAGAACUUUGCUGAAAAAUACUGCAUCGGUUUAGACGCAAUUGGGACGGUGUACAAAGCUGAACUCGAUCAUUUUAACAACAAUAAUUUGUUGGCAGCAGAAGGUAAGAAUAACAGUGAGUCAUCCAAGAAACGCAUUACCGUAGCUAUAAAACGCAUCACCAGCCAAGGAAAACAAGAAUUCUUUGAAGAGAUUGAAAUGUGUACUAGUUAUCAACAUCCCAACAUAGUCCCUCUUAUUGGCUUUUGUGAUGAAGGUGAUGAAAUGAUACUUAUCUAUGAGCAUGUUUCUGAGAGAAGCCUCAACGACUAUUUGAAAAGCAUUGAUAAAAUGGGUACUUUUACAUGGAUCCGCCGGCUACACAUGUGCCUUGAGAUUGCACGUGGACUUGAUCACCUUCACACAAAGAUGGUCAACCCACAAAGGAUAAUACACAUUGACAUAAAGAGUGGCAACAUUCUGUUAGACGAGAACUUGGGGCCGAAAAUUGCUUACUUUGUAAUCUCAAAGUUACGUCCUGCAACAAAUAUAGAAAUAAGCAUGAAAGUGUAUGAGGAUCGAGAACAUGAAACAGCACUGGAAAGGAAUUCUGAUAUAACUCGUUUGGAGUUGUGCUUUUUGAAAUCUUUUGUGGGAGGGUGGCAUAUGAUCCAGUUUACAUAGAAAAAAAUAACAAAGGGCUUGCACCCAUUGCAUGCCAAUGUUUCAAUGAUGGAACCAUACAGAGUAUAAUGGAUCCGACGCUAAAAGAAGCCGCCGAUGAAGACAUUUCUACUUCAAAUAGAGGACCCAAUCAAGAUUCUUUAGACACAUUUUUAAAAAUUGCAUAUCAGUGUGUGGGAGAGGCUGCCAAGCGUCCUACUAUGGAUAUAGUGAUCAAGGAACUUGAGAGAGCAAUCAACUUUCAUGACCCCAAGCACGUGGAAUAUAGUUGAUGUGAUAUGCGUGUAUCAUGUCACAUUUUUGGGAAGUUGGUGGUGAAUGCCGGUUGCAACAAAUAAUUCACUCUGCUCCAACUGGAUGAUGUGGUACGGGCGUAUAUGUAAAUAGUCGGGGAUAUGAGAAUUCAUAAGACUGGAAACAGUCACUACUGGCAAAAACACAAGGUUCUGCCAUGUAUUUAUACCAUAUACAUACCAAUACUAACCCAAGUCAAACUAUA